Molecule: messenger RNA, 603 nt
Organism: Scheffersomyces stipitis CBS 6054
Lineage: Eukaryota; Fungi; Ascomycota; Pichiomycetes; Serinales; Debaryomycetaceae
Exons: 1
Coding region: 1-603 (200 amino acids)
Biological process (GO): small GTPase-mediated signal transduction
Molecular function (GO): GTP binding; GTPase activity
Source: RefSeq, a predicted model, not a curated record
AUGACAAUGUCUCAAAAACGGCCAUAUUUGUUUCUAGUUGUUGGUGCACAUGGGGUCGGCAAGACUUCUUUGUUAGCCGAGUUCAUUUGGCCGCGUACCUCUCAUGAAGACCAGCUCUGGCAAAUCCAAGAAGCGAGAGCUGAAAAUAUAGAUAUUGAUGGCCGCGAGGUCAAACUUGUGCUAAGAGACUCGAUGGGUCGAGACUACUACGAUGCUUUUCGACCUCUUUUGUAUCCUGCGGUUUCGAUGGUGCUAGUAUGUUUUGCUGUCAACGAUCGGCUUUCGUUUGUUCAAGCCCAGACCAAGUUCUUAAGGGAGUGUAAAGAGUAUGCCCCUGGUGUACCUUACAUUUUGGUUGGAUGCAAAUCUGAUACCAGGGAAGAACGGAUUGAGCUCUUGCUUGUACUGAAGGAGGAAGCAAAUCUUGCAGCCACAGGAAUGAAAGCUUACAGAUACAUGAAAUGUUCGGCUACGGCCCACGAAGGUGUGAGAGAAGUUUUUGAAACGGCUACAAGAUUAUGCAUGCGGUUAGAAUAUGACCAACACUACAAGAAACAGAGCAGAAAAAUUGCUAAAAUGCUGAAAAAAUGUUCGAUAAUGUGA